This is a messenger RNA of Anopheles moucheti, 1044 nucleotides long. RefSeq names its product proline-rich protein HaeIII subfamily 1-like. The transcript has 2 exons. Lineage: Eukaryota; Metazoa; Arthropoda; Insecta; Diptera; Culicidae. The coding region runs from base 1 to 1044 and encodes 347 amino acids. The record is from RefSeq and is a predicted model, not a curated record.
AUGAGACAAGUGAUACUUCUGCUUUGCGUAGUAGCAAUAGCUAAUGCAAAGCUUUUGAAGAAAAAUGAAGACUCCCAGCAAACACAAAACAUAAAACCUCUUCAAAAUAGCCAACAUCAACAGGUAAAAGAAGCAACUUCGCCACAACAAACUGUUCAAGAUCAACAACCAAGACCUCAACGAACACAAGUCAAAGAUCCUCCGCAAACGAGUCCCCAACAAUCGCAAUCACCAGUAAAAGGUCCUCCGCAAACGAGUCCAAAACAAGGACCUUCGAAACUACAAGUAAAAGGGCCUCCGCAAACGAAAUCCCCACAAGCUCAGAUUAAAAGUCCUCCGCAAACGAGUUCCCAACAAGGACCUCCAAGACAACGAGUAAAAGGACCUCCAGAAACGAAAUCUCCACAAGCUCAGAUUAAAAGUUCUCCGCAAACGAAUCCCCAACAAGGACCUUCGAAACUACAAAUAAAAGGGCCUUCGCAAACGAAAUCUCAACAAGCUCAGAUUAAAGGUCCUCCGCAAACGAGUCCCCAACAAGGACCUACGAAACUACAAGUAAAAGGACCUCCAGAAACAAAAUCUCCACAAGCACAGAUUAAAGGUUCUCCGCAAACGAGACCCCAAGAAGGACCUUCGAAACUACAAGUAAAAGGACCUCCAGAAACGAAAUCUCCACAAGCUCAGAUUAAAGGUUCUCCGCAAACGAGACCCCAACAAGGACCUUCGAAACUACAAGUAAAAGGGCCUCCGCAAACGAAAUCUCCACAAGCUCAGAUUAAAGGUUCUCCGCAAACGAGUCCCCAACAAGGACCUUCGAAACUACAAGUAAAAUGGCCUCCGCAAGCUCAGAUUAAAGGUCCUUCGCAAACGAGUCCCCAACAAGGACCUUCGAAACUACAAGUAAAAGGGCCUGCGCAAACGAAAUCUCAACAAGCUCAGAUUAAAGGUCCUCCGCAAACGAAUCCCCAACAAGGACCUCAAAGACAACUAGUAAAAGGACCUCCGGAAACGAAAUCUCUACAAGCUCAGAUUAAAGGUUAUUAG